This is a messenger RNA of Phascolarctos cinereus (koala), 2656 nucleotides long. It is a transcript of the gene WBP4, whose product is annotated as WW domain binding protein 4. Gene Ontology annotation, molecular function: zinc ion binding; protein binding; RNA binding. The record is from RefSeq and is a predicted model, not a curated record. Gene Ontology annotation, cellular component: precatalytic spliceosome; nucleus. Lineage: Eukaryota; Metazoa; Chordata; Mammalia; Diprotodontia; Phascolarctidae. Gene Ontology annotation, biological process: mRNA splicing, via spliceosome.
CAAGCGCAAGCGCCGCCGUUACCCUCAGCCGCCGCUACCUCCACUGCCGCGCUGCUGCCAACGCCGCCGACGAGCAUGGGCUGCGUCUGCCCGUAGCUCAGGCCGCGCCCACGCGCUCUGGAGCGCGAGAACUCGAUGGGCGAGACCACGGGGAGGGCGGGGGAAGGAGUGAGGCAAGGGAGGGCGUGGCCAGCCUUCCCCUCCCUCCUCCCCCUCACCCCGCCCCGGGCCAGAGCUCUGAGGAGGCACUCCCUCCUUCCUUAGAACACGGCAGUUCUCUAGUCCUGGGGGUGAGGACUUGGGUCACCUGGCUGCCCACCUUAGCCAGAGGCGCCGCCCCUCCAGCCCCCGUCCUCCCCCUCACGGAAGGCUCUGGGCUAGAGGCAGAGUGGCGAUGUCUCGUAUGCGUGAGGAGCGGGGGCGGUGCCCAGGCUGCUCGCCCGCGGUCGCUGGGCCCAAGAUCCCGCCCCUCACUCCAGCUCCUGCCGGGAGCGAGCCCUAGCUUCGUUUGACCUCUGCCCCUUUAUAAUCUCCCUCAGGCACCUUUAUGAUCCUCCCCCUCCCUCUUCGGAGUACCGCCCCAGUUCGCGGGAGGGAAGGAGGGGGGAGGAGGAGUGUUAAACGCAGUUUGAGUGCUCUGGGCCUCCGUAGCUCGGGACGGUGGAAUGCCGGUCCUGAGUGUGGCUGUUACUCCGGGGCUGUCUUAGGCCUAAAGGCGGGCAGGGCUCCGUGAACCCCGCGCGCGCUGACCACCCGCGCGAGCCCGAGGGCGGAGCCGGAGCCGCUCCAGCCGCCAUGGCCGACUACUGGAAAUCACAACCUAAGAAAUUCUGUGAUUAUUGCAAGUGCUGGAUAGCAGACAAUAGGCCUAGUGUUGAAUUUCAUGAACGGGGAAAGAACCACAAGGAAAAUGUGGCCAAAAGAAUCAGUGAGAUUAAACAGAAAAGCCUAGAAAAGGCAAAAGAAGAAGAAAAAGCAUCAAAGGAGUUUGCUGCAAUGGAAGCAGCUGCCCUUAAAGCAUACCAAGAGGAUUUGAAAAGACUUGGAAUCAGUUCAGAUGUUACAGAAUCUAGCACACCACAAGUGACCAACACUGCCCCACCUGUCUCAUUAUCAAAUCAGAAGAAGGAAAAGAAAAAGAGGAAAAAAGAGCUUUCCAAUAUAGAUGCAGUAGGAGCUUCCAAAUGGGUAGAAGGCAUGUCUUCAGAAGGUUACCAUUACUAUUAUAAUACCAUCACAGGAGAAUCUCAGUGGGAGAAACCUGAAGGCUUUCAAGGAAAAUUUAGUAAGAAAGCAGCAGUGCCUCUUUGGGUAGAAGGUUUAAGUGAAGAUGGUUAUACCUAUUAUUAUAAUACAGAAACGGGUGAAUCCAAAUGGGAGAAGCCUGAGGAUUUUGUUCCAGAAGUUGGAGAGCCCAUUUCUAGUAAUAGUGCUGAAACACUUGAUGCCCCAGCUGAAUCAAAGUCAUCUGAUUCCAAUAGUGAUUCCAGUGAAAUACAAGAAACAGAAGAAGAGGAGGAAAAAUCGGAGACCUCUACAGAAGUACAAAAGCCAAAAAUAAAGUUUAGGAAAAGAACUAAGAAUGAUCAUGCUGAAAAAACUGAAACUGAAUCAAAGAAGGAAAAAAGUGAUGGUGAUCAGGAACAAGACUCAUCAGGUCCAUUAGAAGAAAAACCUAGAUCUCCUAAAAAGCCUAACCCUUAUGGGGAAUGGAAAGAAAUUAAGCAAGAGGAUAAUCCCUAUCAGAAGAUAGAUUUGGAACUUCCAAGUACAGAGGAUGAAUACAUAGGAGCUCCAGUUGCUGAUAUGAGUGGGGACCCAAAAGUGACAUUUAAAGAAAAAACAGUCACUUCUCUUGGAGAUGUGGCAGAAGGAGUAGCUCCAGUCUUCAAAAAGAGAAGAUUUGAUAAUGGAAAAUCUAGAAAUUUAAGGCAAAGAGGAGGUGAUCAAUAAUUUUAAUUUAAUAACAAAAAAGCAGUAUGUGACCUCUUUUGGACCUGUUUGGACAAGAAGAGCCUCUAACUUUGUAAGCUAUUUUUUGUUUGUUUUUGAUGGUUUAGAUACUAAGAAUGUAGACUUCUAAGUUGUACUAGAUGUGAAUUGUAAUAAAUCUGUUUUUUAUUUUUAUGUGAAUCCUAUUUUUGUUCUUAAAAAUGGGAGUCUUCUAUGUUGCAUUGUUUAUGCAGUGUUUAUUAUCUUAAAAUUCUUAAUUAUGUCAUCAUAAUUCAAGAUGCUAUGUAUCUGCUAUUUAUUAUAUGUGAAAAGCAAAUCAACUACUCUGUUCUCAUAUACAUGAGCAUACCUAUUACUUUGUCUGAAAAUUCUUCUUUCUUGCACACUGACAAUUGACUUUUAACUAAGAAGUAGUACCAAUUCUAUGGUAUAAGAGCUUCAGGUCCCAGGGGAAAUUAUUCUGAAUAUGCUGUCAGCAGGCUGAUAUGGAACAAUAGUUAUAUUGCUGGACUUAACUGAAUAUAAAGGCCAAGAGCUAAGUUUGCAUCUGACUCCCAGGCACUUUAGGAAUGCUUACUUAGUGUGGAUUGAAGGUCAAAAGAUGAAAUGAAAAACUGUCCUUUGCAACCAUUCCUUUCUUGGUGUCUAAUGAUGUUCUGAUGAAUAUUCUAGAUAUCAGCCUUGUGUGAACCAGGAAAAAAAA